Nerophis ophidion (straightnose pipefish) is the source of this 1764-nucleotide messenger RNA. RefSeq names its product nicotinamide/nicotinic acid mononucleotide adenylyltransferase 3-like. Gene Ontology annotation, biological process: NAD+ biosynthetic process. The coding region runs from base 100 to 1440 and encodes 446 amino acids. Gene Ontology annotation, molecular function: nicotinate-nucleotide adenylyltransferase activity; lipid binding; nicotinamide-nucleotide adenylyltransferase activity. The record is from RefSeq and is a predicted model, not a curated record. Gene Ontology annotation, cellular component: mitochondrion. NCBI's taxonomy places the organism in Eukaryota, Metazoa, Chordata, Actinopteri, Syngnathiformes, Syngnathidae. The transcript is spliced from 9 exons.
GGUGAUGACGUCACAUCCGAGAAAAGCCAAGAUGGACGGCUGCUGGUCCGCGGUUGUUGUGGUCGCUCUCUUCAAGUAGACGUCCUCAAAAUCAAUAAGAUGCUCGCCACUAAAGCCAUUUUGAGAAGUAAACACUGCAUUCGGGGUUCUUUUACCAUCCUGAGAGCGGCUUUCGCCAAAAUGCCCAUCCAGCGUGUGCCGCUCUUCUUGUUAGCCUGCGGCUCCUUCAAUCCCAUCACCAACCAGCAUAUGAGGCUGUUUGAGCUGGCCAGAGACCAUCUGCACAGCACAGGCCAGUACCAGGUGGUGGGUGGCAUCGUGUCUCCGGUGAGUGACAGCUACGGGAAGCAAGGCCUGGCGCCGGCGAAGCACAGGAUUGCUAUGGCGAGGAUCGCGCUGCAGAGCUCAAACUGGGUCACCGUCGACGAAUGGGAGAGCCAGCAGCCCGACUGGACUGAAACGGUGGUCACCAUGAGGUAUCAUUAUGGUCGUAUACUAAAGGAAUAUGAAGAGAGGUCACAUGACGACUCCAAUGGAAGCAGCCACCCUUCUCAAAGUGCUCCUCCUCAGCUCAAGCUGCUGUGUGGAGCUGAUUUCCUGGACACCUUCAACAAGCCGGGCCUGUGGCAGGACGAGCACAUGGAGGAAGUGGUUGGGCGCUUCGGUAUGGUGUGCGUCAGUCGCGGGGGUCUGCAGCCCGAGAAGGUGGUGCACGAAUCGGACACGCUCUGGCGCCACAGACGGAACAUCUUCCAGGUGAAAGAGUGGGUGAGGAACGAGACCAGCGCCACUGAGGUCAGACGGGCUCUCCGGCGGGGAACCAGCGUCAAAUACCUCAUCCCGGACUCUGUGAUAGAAUACAUCCAGCAGAACAACCUCUACACCGAGGACAGCGAGAGGAGAAACGAGGGCAUGGCUUUGAGGCCGCUCACCAGGGAGGCACAUCAACCAGCGGAGAGUCUGGACGACUCACAAGUGGCCGCCUCGCACAGCCCAUCUCCUCGCCAGCCCAGAGUGAAAGACGACCACGCCAGAAUGCCUGUGGAUCUCAACGGAUACUGGAAAAUGAUCUCCAACGACAACUUUGAGGAGUACCUCAAGGCUCUAGACGUCAACGUCGCCAUCAGAAAAAUCGCCACUCUGCUGAAGCCCGACAAGGACAUCGCCCACGACGGGGAUCACAUAAUCAUCAAAACCCUCAGCACCUUCAAGAACUACAACAUGGAUUUCUAUGUGGGCAAAGAGUUCGAGGAGGAUUUGUCCGGCGUGGAUGACAGGAAAUGCAUGACCACCAUCACCUGGGAGGGAGACAAGCUGGUGUGCGUGCAGAAAGGGGAGAUCGAAGGACGAGGCUGGACCCACUGGGUGGACGGAGACGAGCUUCAUCUGGAGCUGAGAGCUGCAGGGGUGGUCUCCAAGCAGGUCUUCAAGAAGACAUAAAGUACCUCCUCGAGCCAAGCAUCCGGUCCAUUAGGUAGUCCUCCCUCACCCUAGGAUCUCCAUCAACCACACCUCCACUGCUUCCUCCAUCAAUGUCUUCCCUGCUGUGCGUGGUGUGACAGCCCAGAAACGCUGACUCGGGGCACACGUGGAUGCAUUGAAGUGAGUCCACCAGGUACAUCUUAAUAAAUUGAGAAAGUAGUUGAGGGAUGCCAGCGUUCAGGACCAAGACCCGUGUGUGUAAAUAUAUGACAUCCUUCCCAGUUCUUAUUGGACUGUGUCACUGAUCAAAACAAUCAAUAAAAGAAAACAAACACGCCUUGA